CUCACUGACUGGCGCUCCAAGGUCAUGUAUCUGAAUGAGAGGCCGCUGUGUGGUGACUACCCAUACCCACUCAACUCUCAGCCCAAGAACUACGGCUAUUGUCCACCAGGUAGGUUUGUGUUUCAUGGAUAGACAUUGACAACGUGACCAAAUGUUAUUGGAUAUGUUGCAUGAUAGUGUUCAAGUAGUCCUAAUUGAGCCUUCCAAUACAGUUAUUGCUCUUUUCCUAUUGAGAGGGGUAUAAUUAGCAUAUGCAGUCUAUUGUCAUAGGUCUGUGGAAAGAAGCUAUAACCAAAUAGGCUAAACGUAUCCUGAAUGACGCAAAUAAAUACCUUGUACUAGAUUGGAAAGAUGCGGUUCGGCGAGGCAGUUAUUGGGACGCCGGCGGUAAAAUCGGGGGUGAAACCAAGCUUUCAACUCUUCAAGUCCGGGUGUCGCUCCAGGGUCGCGAGCUAUGGGAACAGUUUGGAGAUAUAGGAACAGAGAUGCUUAUCACCAAAACAGGAAGGUAGGAUGUGUGGAUGGAUGAUAAAUAGCUACCGGUAGCCAUUUAUAAUAAUCCCUUGUCCUAUCUGUGUCAUUUUGUGGGAAAAUAAAGGCUUUUUAAGAGUUAUGCUGUGUUGGGAGUUUAUUAGAGAAAUUAUAUGUUUCUUUCGUAAUGAGAAUUUACCAUUAUAAUUUCAAGGACAAGUUGUAUCGGCUAUCCUGCCGCUCUAUGUGAUUGAAUAAGCGAUUGAGGCGACCUGUUAGUUCAAUCGCGUUCAAAUUUACCGCCUGAUGUUAUAGGCGCAUGUUUCCAAACUGCAAAGUCACUGUGACAGGGUUAAAUUCUCUGGCAAAGUACAUGCUGAUAAUGGACAUGGUCCUGUCUAAUGAAAACAAAUACAAGGUAGGCCUACCUCACAUACCCCUCCCAGCAUUACUGUUUAUUUCUAUUUUGUUAUCUAUUGGCUACCAUGUUUGACAAACAGUUGCAGGGUAGUGAUUGUGUUUAUAGAGCUUGAUAAGCUUUUACUAAUGUAUGCUUGUAUAAUAACUGCAGAAUGUGCUUUUAUUACUGUGUUAUCCAUAUGUAUUGACACUAUACAUCUGUCCUGUGCAGUGGAGUAGGGAUCGCUGGGUGGUAUUACUGAGCCCCACCUUCCCAACUGCUUCUUCAUCCACCCAAACUCAGCCUCCCUGGGGGAGAGGUGGAUGCAGUGCCCAGUCUCCUUCCACAAGCUCAAGCUCAAACUCACCAACACCCUCAACUCCAAUGGCCUGGUGAUUCUCCACUCCAUGCAUAAGUACCAGUCCCGCCUGCAUAUUGUCCAGUCUCCAGACCCCCACAACCCUCUGUCAGGGGACUACCUGCGCUUCACCUUCCCUGAGGCAACCUUCAUAGCUGUCACUGCCUACCAGAACUCAGAGAUAACAAAACUCAAGAUAGGCAACAACCCCUUUGCAAAAGGCUUUCGUGACAAUGGGCUGAACAGAAAAAGGUUCAGAGAAAAGGAAGGUCAGAGCUCUGACAAACUAAAUGAAAGACAACGCCAGAUGGAAUCAAAACCUUCAAAUGAUAGUCACAAAAGGCCUACAGAAUUGUUAAUGUUUGAAACAUCUUACGAUCCAGACCAGUGGAGUCAGAUGAUGAGGCUGACGUUACCGUCUCCAGCUCUAGCUCAUUGGAUUCCCAUGGUGCAGCAGGAUACAGGACUGAUGACAUCACGUCUCUCUCUGCUGCUCCUAACCCCAUCAUCUCUGCCUUCAUGAACUGGGGGGCUGCAAUUGCAGCCCUGCCCUGUGGCCAGGAGUGAUGGGGGGGGGGGGGUCAAGGACCCACAACACAACAGUAGGAUGAUGAAGAUUGUUGGUUUCAGAAACUGUCAAUUUAUUUCUAUCUUAAAAGUGUAUUACAUCAAAUCAGCAGCUAUUCAUUGUGAACGAGAAUCAUAAGUAUUCUUCUUAUCAGUCCAGUAUUUCUAUAGGAUGUUGAUUUGUUAAUGAUUAUGAUAAUCUCACAUUUGUAUUUAUGAUAAAUAAACUAGGCUAAUAAUCUGAAAGUGUACUCUGUUGUUCUAUUUCAGCCCUGGGCAGCAUAAGGAGGCCAGGCAUAAUUGUUUACCAAACGUUGCCUCUCCUCUCUUCCUCCCACACCUUCCAUUGGGCCAGACUCACCACCCAGGGUCUGUUGGCUUCAGGAGGCCCCCGGCACAGAGCAGCAGACCAGUGGGGCCUCACCCACCUCACCACAGAGGACCUGGCGGUCCAGCACCUCACCUCUCCCACAGCAGACCACCACCAGGCCCACCAGAAAUAGCCCCAGCAGGCUGAGUUCGACUACCCCCUACCCCUGACCCCCAAGCUCAGCAGGAUGCACCUCCCUGAGAGCGCCCUGCGUAGCCUGGAGAUCAGCCCAUCCUCUCUCGGUGUCCGGCAGCCCCCGGCCCCUCACUGACGUCCUCAACAGGAUCCACUGCAGGGCAGGGUCUGGGAUCCACUCAGGAAGCUGCUCCAGCCCCAGGCCCAGUAUGAGAAGCCAGGCCUGGGGCUGGACAGGGAGCUCCGGCCACCACAGCCUUACCCACCACUACCUGACCAUGGGCCAGAGUACAUGCCACUCCACAGCAUGAUGCUCUACCACCAUAACAGCUUGAUGGACUCUGUGGGGCCACUAAGAGAUAGCCAUGUGGACGCUAAAGUCCCCUCCUCCUCAUCUCUAAAAUACCCCUAUAAGGCAUCUAUGCUUGACUUGUAUUUUGAUUAACAGAGUAACAAGUAAAGCGAUUUCUUGUUCAGUAAACACAACAGGUCAGGUAGACAUUCACAUUUUGCCCCACCACUUGGCGACCUCUAGUGCCACCUCUGAGUAGAGUUGAGACAAAUGAAUGCAAUAGAGUCAUUCCAAGCUAACUGUAUAGCACAUUUCUCUUUGCUAUGUUAGACGUUGUUUAAAAUGUACAUAUUUUUCAGUUGUAGGAUAGGCAAGUGGUUUGCUAGGAUAAGGAACUGGGGAUUCUUUUGCCCUGACAUUUGAUUUGUAUAAUUAGUAAGGGGAACUAAUAAUAUAUCCAUCAUGUCAGAACUAGAACUCAGUAUGUCACUAUUUAACAUGUUCUCCCUUUCUCUGGACAUCGUAAAUAAAAGUAAAUCAUGUGA
This is a messenger RNA of Coregonus clupeaformis (lake whitefish), 3138 nucleotides long. Its product is annotated as T-box transcription factor TBX6L. Gene Ontology annotation, biological process: vasculogenesis; regulation of transcription by RNA polymerase II; positive regulation of DNA-templated transcription. The coding region runs from base 1195 to 1752 and encodes 185 amino acids. Gene Ontology annotation, cellular component: nucleus. Lineage: Eukaryota; Metazoa; Chordata; Actinopteri; Salmoniformes; Salmonidae. The transcript is spliced from 5 exons. Gene Ontology annotation, molecular function: RNA polymerase II cis-regulatory region sequence-specific DNA binding; DNA-binding transcription factor activity, RNA polymerase II-specific. The record is from RefSeq and is a predicted model, not a curated record.